AUGGUGGAGCUAGCCAUUCGAAGGCGGAGCCGUCGCCUCGGAGUUGCUUUGCUGUUUUGCUCACUGCUGCUUGCCAAUGGGCCUGCUGCACUUGGCCUAAGCUCGACCUCCAGCGCUGGGGCGGCCGUCGAGCGAGCCGGUGGUUUGCGGAUCAUGUUGGGGUCGGCAGCCAUUGGUGCCAUCGCAGGCGGGCUGACCCUGACAAAUCUGCCCAUCAUCAGCACUUUCAGUAUCCCUAUCGGCGCUGGCGCGGGGAUUUGGUGUGCACAGUUGCCCGAAGAUGCCCCUUUCGCAAAAGCCGGUGACAUUUGCCGGUCCCUCGGACAUGCGGCUACGAUCUUCUUCAAAGAGUUCCAGUCCGAGUACAAGAAGCAGUCCGACACAUGA
Symbiodinium sp. CCMP2456 is the source of this 387-nucleotide messenger RNA. The record is from the annotation of a GenBank genome assembly. Lineage: Eukaryota; Dinophyceae; Suessiales; Symbiodiniaceae.